Messenger RNA from Saxophila tyrrhenica, 828 nucleotides. RefSeq lists its product as uncharacterized. The transcript has 2 exons. The record is from RefSeq and is a predicted model, not a curated record. NCBI's taxonomy places the organism in Eukaryota, Fungi, Ascomycota, Dothideomycetes, Mycosphaerellales, Extremaceae. The coding region runs from base 1 to 828 and encodes 275 amino acids.
AUGGGUUCACGGAACCGAUCUGCUUUGGACACGGUCCUAACGAUGCUUUAUAUUGAGCAAAACCAUUCCAUCGAGUUCACCAGGGGACAACUGCCCCAACAGCUUGUCCACUAUGCCGAACAAGAAGGUCUGCACAUCGUCGAGAACGACAAGAAGUCACUCGUUGCGCAAAUCCAGCAACAUAUGGCCAUCAAGGGCGGUAUGAGGGCUGUCGACAGGAGAAUGCCCGAUGGUACGCCGUUCCUCCACGCAAUCGGCGCUCGUGGCCGGCAGACGCAAGCCGCAAACAAUUUCCCCCAGCUACGCACCAUGCACGAAGAGCAAGUCGUGCUUGGCUGGCCUGUCCUAAGUCGUGGUCGUGAAUCUCAGGAAGCUUCUGGCUGGGCCGCGUUGCGGAAGACUGUCGCUAACAGGGUGGCGAAGUAUGAAGAACACUUGCAGAGGGAUGUUGACAAUGUUGUGGCGAAGAAACGCAAAUCAGUCGAAGGCGCCAUUUACUCGUCUUCACCACCGCGGAAGCAGAGGGCUGCCGAAACCAAACCUCGCAAGCAGAAACAAUUUGGCGAAAAAACCUGCUCGACCUGCGGAAAGACGUUUCCAAACCAAUCCAAAUUGGACAUACAUGCGACAAGUCAUACUCAAGAAAAGCCUUACGCCUGCCCGGACGAGUCUUGCAGCGAAACCUUCGGCACAGAGACAAAUGCCAACAACCAUUAUCGCAGAAAGCACACAGACCUUGCGAAGACGUUGUGUCCUACGUGUGGGAGGACGUUCUCAAACAAAGACAACAUGAAGAGACAUCGGAAGUCCAAGCAUCCUUCAGCUUGA